CUCCCACCGCCUCCCACCGCCCCUGCUGUCUGCUGGCUUGGGAGUAGGUGCCUGCGCCCUCGCCCUAUGGUCUCGACCUCGGCAUGUUCUGCCUGGGCGCGCUGCGGCUGCGGGGCUUCCCGCUGCGGGGCUCCCCCGGCCGCCUACUUUCCGUCUGCGGCCGCGAAGGAGAAGAAAACCCACCCUCACCUGCAGAAACAAGAUGGAAAGACAGGGCAGAAACAGUGAUAAUUGGAGGUGGCUGCGUUGGUGUGAGUCUGGCUUAUCACUUGACCAAAGCAGGCAUGAAAGAUGUGGUCCUCCUGGAAAAAUCGGAGCUCACUGCUGGAUCUACCUGGCACGCAGCAGGUUUAACAACUUACUUUCAUCCUGGAAUAAACUUAAAGAAAAUACAUUAUGAUAGCAUCAAACUUUAUGAGAAACUGGAAGAAGAAACCGGACAGGAGGUGGGAUUCCAUCAGCCAGGUAGUAUCAGAAUUGCUACAACUCCUGUAAGGGUAGAUGAAUUUAAAUAUCAAAUGACUCGGACUGGCUGGCAUGCAACGGAACAGUAUAUUAUUGAACCUGAAAAGAUACAAGAGAUGUUUCCUUUACUCAACAUGAAUAAGAUUUUAGCUGGACUGUAUAAUCCUGGAGAUGGUCACAUUGAUCCUUAUUCUCUAACUAUGGCCCUGGCUGCUGGGGCUAGGAAAUAUGGUGCCCUUUUAAAAUAUCCUGCACCGGUGACUUCUUUGAAACCCAAGUCAGAUGGAACAUGGGAUGUUGAAACACCACAGGGAUCUAUGAGAGCAAAUAGAAUUGUGAAUGCUGCAGGGUUUUGGGCUCGUGAAGUAGGUAAGAUGAUUGGACUAGAACAUCCUCUCAUUCCAGUUCAGCAUCAGUAUGUUGUCACAUCGACCAUCCCUGAAGUGAAAGCUUUAAAGCGAGAACUCCCGGUGCUCCGUGACCUGGAAGGAUCUUAUUACCUCCGACAGGAAAGGGAUGGGCUUUUGUUUGGUCCAUAUGAAAGUCAAGAGAAAAUGAAAGUUCAGGACUCAUGGGUCACCAAUGGAGUUCCUCCAGGGUUUGGAAAGGAGCUCUUUGAGUCUGAUCUAGACCGAAUCAUGGAACACGUCGAGGCUGCCAUGGAAAUGGUUCCAGUCUUGAAGAAGGCUGACAUCAUCAAUAUCGUCAAUGGUCCUAUCACCUAUUCUCCUGACAUUCUGCCUAUGGUAGGGCCCCAUCAGGGGGUCAGAAACUACUGGGUGACUAUAGGCUUUGGGUAUGGCAUAAUCCAUGCUGGUGGGGUAGGGAAAUAUCUCAGUGACUGGAUCCUGCACGGAGAACCUCCUUUUGAUCUGAUAGAAUUGGAUCCCAAUCGCUAUGGCAAGUGGACAACAACUCAGUACACCGAGGCCAAAGCAAGAGAGUCAUAUGGAUUCAACAAUAUUGUUGGUUACCCUAAAGAAGAACGGUUUGCUGGGAGGCCAACUCAGCGAGUCAGUGGGCUUUAUAAAACCCUGGAGUCCAAGUGUUCCAUGGGGUUCCAUGCAGGCUGGGAGCAGCCACACUGGUUCUAUCAACCAGGCCAGGACACUGGGUACAGGCCAAGUUUUCGCCGCACAAAUUGGUUUGAUCCUGUGGGCUCUGAGUAUAAACAGGUUAUGCAAAGAGUAGGGGUGAUUGACCUGUCACCAUUUGGCAAGUUUAACAUCAAAGGUCAAGACUCCAUUAGAUUGUUGGACCAUCUCUUUGCAAAUGUCAUUCCCAAGGUGGGUUUUACAAAUAUAAGUCACAUGUUAACACCAAAAGGUCAAGUAUAUGCUGAGUUGACAGUUUCUCACCUGUCUCCUGGGGAGUUUCUAUUAAUAACUGGUUCUGGAUCAGAGCUUCAUGAUCUUAGAUGGAUUGAAGAAGAGGCUUUCAAAGGUGGAUAUGAUGUUGAAAUUAAAAACAUAACCGAUGAGCUUGGAGUCCUUGGCGUCGCAGGGCCACAUGCAAGAAAGGCCCUUCAGAAACUGACCUCUGAAGAUCUUAGUGAUGAUGUUUUCAAGUUUCUUCAGACCAAGUCUUUAAAGGUUUCCAACAUUCCUGUCACUGCUAUCAGGAUAUCUUAUACUGGUGAGCUGGGUUGGGAGCUGUACCACAGACGAGAAGAUUCUGCGGCACUUUAUGACGUUAUCAUGAAUGCAGGCCAGGAAGAGGGAAUUGACAACUUUGGAACCUAUGCCAUGAAUGCCUUAAGACUGGAGAAAGCUUUCAGAGCCUGGGGGUCAGAGAUGAACUGUGAUACAAAUCCCCUGGAAGCGGGACUGGGAUAUUUUAUAAAGCUAAAUAAGCCAGCAGACUUCAUAGGAAAGCAAGCACUGAAACAGAUUAAAGCCAAGGGGCUGAAACGGAGACUGGUCUGCCUCACCUUGGCAACGGACGAUGUUGAUCCGGAGGGAAAUGAAAGCAUCUGGUAUGGUGGCAAGGUGGUUGGCAACACGACCUCCGGAAGCUACAGUUACAGCAUCCAGAAGAGUCUGGCUUUCGCGUAUGUCCCUGUAGAGCUAAGUAAAGUGGGACAACAAGUGGAAGUUGAAUUAUUAGGCAAAAAUUACUCAGCAACCGUCAUACAAGAACCCUUGGUGUUGACGGAACCAAUCAGAAACCAGCUUCAGAAAAAAGGUGGAAAGGACAAAAUUUGAAAAGACUUUGAGAAGACAACUGAAUUAUGGUUGCUAUGUGAUUGUACUGAAAAUGAUAACUGAUUUGCUGGGGAAUAGGGGAAACCAAAAAUUUAUUUCAAAAUCAUCAGAAUCUUAAAACCAUUCUCUUGUUUCCUAAGCAAUAUAGAAUAAUGGAUGAGUGAUCUACAUUGCUGUUUCAGAUGAAGAAAUUUGAAGCUAAUGUUUUUACUAUUCUAUAUUGUUGUUUACGAAACUCGGCAAAACGUUUAAGUGUUUGCUAACAUACCAUCAUUAUUACAACUGAAGUAGAAAACAUAUAAUUUUAAAAACAUUUGUAUGUGGUUCUUGUUAGCUGAAAACAAAUUAUGUUUUGUUUUGUUUUUUUUACAAAUUAUGUUUUACAUAAAGACAAAAGCAGUAUUGUUGAUGGAUUUACUUCAUUGAAAAAUACUAGUUGAAUAAGGGAUCAUUUUAAUGUUUCAUAAUAUAUCUAGGAAGAAAAUAGUAAAAUUUAAUAUUGGUAUAUGUAACAUUUUUAUUCAAUUCCUUGAAAUAUUUACUUUCUUAAUGACUUCCCUGAAAGCAGUUUUAUGGGCUGUCAUUAUUGUCCUUUCAAAGGUUGUUUUAGAAGAGAAAUUGCAAAAGAGAACAGUCUUCCAAAGGAAACGGUACUUGUAAACCUUCUGAGGUGAAGCCGAAACAUAAAUUGUGCCAGUACAAACACAGUCUGAAUACUGAACACCUCUCUUUGGGAAAGAAUUAAUGCAAGUUGACAUCACGUUGUGCCGUUCUGAAUAUCAUUUCACAAACAUUUGACAAAGCAGGUCAAACAAGAGCUUUAAGAGCUGACAGGAUUGCCCUUAACACUGUGUACAGCAAGAAAAAAAAGCCAUUUAGAAAUAAUUCUUUGAUGUACCUCUUGAAAUUAUUUGGGUUUAGUUGACAGAAUAAAUCAAAUUUUUCAUAAAAGGUAGUUUGUCAUUUAUCAUUUGUUCUACACACACACUUGCUGCCUAGGAAAAGUUCAGUAAAUAGGUAUUAAAGAAGCUGAAUGUGAAGCAUAAUAAGAUUCUAUAGUUAGAGUAGAUUUUAAAAUAAUUUCUUAACUUGUAAGUUUUGAAAACAUGCCAAAUUUACAUUUAAAUGUUUUAUAAAAGUAAUCAUGUAUCAGAACUCUUCAGCAUGCCAUUCAUUUAUCUUUGGUAUCUCCUCUUACAUGAGAAAUGAAGGAAAUCUUUUUGAUAACAAACAUUUGCUAAUUAUUAAGAAUGUUAUCCAGACCCUCUCUCCCAGUUCUGGUAUAGGGUAUAGGUGCUUUUCAUUCUCUGCCUCUCUGUAGCCCAAUUGUUAAUUGUGUAAAAACUAAUGAAAGAAUUGAGAAAAUAUAAUGCUACAUCAGUGGCACAAUUUAAUAGUUACCUAAGUUGUAACUUUUCAGUAACUAGUGACUGGAAAAUUAUUUACAUAAAAUGUUAUUAUAGCAGACUCUAAUCAAAGGAACAGUACUCAGAACUUGUGGAGAAGGCAAUUGACAAUGCAAAAACAAAAUCUAAAGAAAUGGUCGUUUGUUUUAAAAAGUCAAAUUUUAAAGAAUGCCAGGAGAAACAACAAAAGAUGCUGAUCUUACAUUGCUAGUAUUUGAAUGCCUUCAUCUUUUUCACCAAUAAUUGGGCACUUGUUCUAAAGCAAUAGAUCAAAUAACGUCAAAGUUUGUUACCAUUCAGCCACUUUCUCUGAUUUUUAGCAGAUGAAGAAAAACUUCAGAAGUUUUUACUGUAUGUAAUAGAAAUGUAUGAUGAAUUUUCUGAUGAAGAUAUUUUAGUGGAAACUUUUUAACUAUAGACAUGUUUGAAAGCCACUAUAAUUGUUCCCAAAGAACCAAAGGCAGUAUUGCAAUUCCUGGAGUUUGUUGUGAAAGAUUUUUAUGAAUUUCUGCCAAACUUGUCAUUAUGUUAAAGUCCUUUCCUAGUUGUUUUUACAUCUGUUGCUCAGGUAAAAGAAACUUUUGAAAUUAAAAGCUUAAAAAAUGUUCUUCUAUCAACUUUGUGCAAAGAUAACUGGAUAAAUCUGGCUAUACUGUCUGGUAAAUAUUAGUAUGCAAAGAAAAAAUUCAGUGAAGUCACUGCAAAGCUUAAAAACAGAAAAGUUUUAUUAUUCACAGGCAACAGACCACUUUAUUACAA
Molecule: messenger RNA, 4834 nt
Organism: Delphinapterus leucas (beluga whale)
Lineage: Eukaryota; Metazoa; Chordata; Mammalia; Artiodactyla; Monodontidae
Source: RefSeq, a predicted model, not a curated record